AUGUCGUAUCGCUGCGAAACUUGGCAAGCAGAUAAGACUGAACCAGAUGCCGAGAGUUACGAAAAGUGCCGGGCCAACUUGCCGUUUCUACAGUUUGAACAUAUUUCCUUCGAAAGUAAAUUAUUUGAAAUCGUCGAAGAAUUGAGAUUGAGAAGGGAAUGCGAUGAAACAAAUACGGCAAAAAUUCAGCAGUUGAUACAAGAAAAUUUUGAAAUGAAAAAACAACAGGAAACUUCAGAAAAGGAUUUCGAGAAAAUGAAAGAAGAAUUUGAGAAAUAUAAACUGGAUAUGAAAAAUGUGUACGAGUGCAAAAUUUCUCUUAUCGAAGAAGAAAAGAUUUCGAAUCAAGUUGCUGUGGACUGCUUAAAGAAGGAAAUUGAAGCAAUAAAAAACGAAGCCUUAAAAUUACAACUAGAAAAACUGGAUCUGGAAAAGACUAUAAUGGAAUUAAAGAUGCAUCUCCAGGCUCGUAACAAUUUACAAGAGAGCACGCGGGAUCAGCUGGGAGAGGUUCAGGAAAUGUUUGAUAAAUUAAACCGCAACUGUCGCAAAUUAAGUAAAGUUCAGCAACGUUUACACGAAGACAUCAGUCAAGCUACAUCACUCUGUGAGAGAGUAGAUAAAAUAAAUAUUCAAUAUCAUGAAAAAUUAGAAAAUUUGUCAUCGGAAUAUCAAAAAUUAAAACAAGAAAUUAUAAAAGUCAGAUCACAAUUGCGAGAAGAAUAUCACAAACAGUUCAUAAAUCGAGAAAGCAUCGAAAUUGAACAAUUGCAUUUAAAAAUGAAACACAAAGAAGAGGAAUUAACUGCUAUUCAGAAAGUAUUAAAUCAAACUAAAGAGGACAGUGAGAAUAAAUUUAAAUGUUUAGAAGAAUCAAAUCGACGACUGAAUAAAUACGUUCUACUCUUAGAUAAAGCAAACGACGAAAAGAAUAAUCUGCAAGAAAAAUUAAAUGAAGCUUUGUUGGAAAAUCAACAACUUAAAGAACAUAUGCGAGAAAUUCAAGGAACUUUAAAUGAAAAUCUAAAGAUGUGGAGAGAAAAAGAAAAAAAGAAAAGUCUUACUUUGAGCAGAGAAUGUCAGACGAAUAUCUUGCGAAAAAUAGACAAACAAAAUCAAACAAUUACAACAGAAGAAACCGAAGAUGAUUUCAACCACGUGCGACAGAUUCUGUUUCCAAAAUUCGAUCGCAAAUCUUCAUUAUCCAGAUUUAAUUUUCAAAAUAACACCGAUUUCGAGCCAAUUAUUCAAAAUUAUGAAGAAUCGAAACAGAACAUUUCCAAUGAUCGUAUCACAAAGAAGGCAUUGCAGGCUCAAAGUGAUAAAGAAACCAAAUCUGCAAAGGUCGUAGGAGUAAUGAAUGAUUGUGAUAAUAGCGGCAAUAAAGAAAGUCUUGCAAAUAAUUUAAAAUUACAAAAUGAUUAUAUAACAUCCACAUCUGAUAACAUUCCUGAAGUUGCAGAAUGUAACAAGGAGGAUAUAAAAAACGCAGGAUACGCGGUUUUAUCCAAACAGAACAUUACGGAACCUAUAACAGAAGCAAUUAAAACGUGUAGAAUCGAAGAAAUAAAUGCUAAUUUCUCAGAAAAUGUUGAGAGAAUUGAGAGUAAUUCUACAGUUACUGAGUUGAUAUCUCACGAAAAUGUAAAAGAAAAUGAUGCACCAAUAAAAGAAAAAGAAACAGUAUUUUCAAACGACAAAAAGAACGAGUUCAAGGAUGGAAAAGUUAACGAAUUACGAGAUAAUAGUGAGAAAAAUGUUAACGAGUCAGAAAAUUCUGAGAAAAUACGUUUAAAUUUGGAAGACGACAAAAUGUUAAAUACUCUGCAAGUAAAUGAUAACGAGAAAAACAUGCAAUUGCAGAAAAAUAAAAUAUAUCCUUUACCGUCAAUAUUAUGUACUUCUCUAAAUCUCGAUAAUAUGAAUAAGAAAAACACGACAGACAAAACUUCUCUUUCUGUAACAUUUUCCCCAAACGUAUCAAUUUGUAGGGAUAUUUUGGGUGCUACUUCUCUUUGUUCCGUUCUUAGCGAAAAGUCGGAACUUAGCACUAAACGAUGCUUCGAGAAUCCUGGGUUUAAAGAGUGGAUUCCUCCAACAAAGAAAUUUCACACAUUCAUAAACCCCGACUCUUUGAAAAAAUAACAAAUCCUUGUGUGGAAUUUACUGACGAAAAUGGAUAACAUAUAUCAAUACAUACAUCCUUCCUAUACUUAUAUUUAUUUUAAUUUUAUGUAAAGUAUUAAUAUAAUAUUCUGUUUAUUAUUAAUUCAUUGUUUAAAUAAACUCAUUUUACUUGUUUCACUA
Messenger RNA from Centruroides sculpturatus (bark scorpion), 2307 nucleotides. RefSeq names its product myosin-13-like. The coding region runs from base 1 to 2145 and encodes 714 amino acids. The transcript has 11 exons. The record is from RefSeq and is a predicted model, not a curated record. Lineage: Eukaryota; Metazoa; Arthropoda; Arachnida; Scorpiones; Buthidae.